UUGUUAUCUGCCUCUAUAUAAUCCAAUAACCCUAGAAACCAGGGUUUGGAGCGUGCCGUUUCUGCAGAGUGAAGAAGCUCUCCAAAAAACGUCAAACAAAAAUGCCUAAGCAAAUUCAUGAGAUCAAGGACUUCCUUCUCACCGCCAGAAGGAAAGAUGCACGCUCUGUAAAAAUCAAGAAGAGCAAAGAUGUUGUCAAGUUCAAGGUCCGCUGCUCCAAGUACUUGUACACACUUUGUGUCUCUGAUGCUGAGAAGGCUGACAAGUUGAAGCAGUCUCUUCCUCCAGGUUUGAGCGUCCAAGACCUGUGAAAAUAUGACUUCUCCAAGUCUGUCACCCAAUUACAACUAGGCCAUGAAAGCUAGAUUUUGAUUUUUGGUUUAUUGAAUUCCAUGCCAUUUUGCAACAGUCAAGAGUUUCUGUAAUGGAUAUUUAUUUGGUGUUUUUAUGGAUGAUAGGAUGAUAUGCACUUUUUGACAGUUAAUGAAUGUUUUUUGUGCUUUUGUUUCUCUUA
This is a messenger RNA of Theobroma cacao (cacao), 514 nucleotides long. Its product is annotated as Ribosomal L38e protein family. Gene Ontology annotation, biological process: translation; protein-RNA complex assembly. Gene Ontology annotation, cellular component: cytosolic large ribosomal subunit; ribosome. Gene Ontology annotation, molecular function: structural constituent of ribosome. The record is from RefSeq and is a predicted model, not a curated record. Lineage: Eukaryota; Viridiplantae; Streptophyta; Magnoliopsida; Malvales; Malvaceae.